This is a messenger RNA of Metopolophium dirhodum (rose-grain aphid), 1545 nucleotides long. It is a transcript of the gene meigo, whose product is annotated as solute carrier family 35 member B1. Gene Ontology annotation, molecular function: UDP-galactose transmembrane transporter activity; UDP-glucose transmembrane transporter activity. Gene Ontology annotation, biological process: UDP-galactose transmembrane transport. The record is from RefSeq and is a predicted model, not a curated record. Bases 185 to 1129 code for a protein of 314 amino acids. Lineage: Eukaryota; Metazoa; Arthropoda; Insecta; Hemiptera; Aphididae. Gene Ontology annotation, cellular component: Golgi membrane; endoplasmic reticulum membrane. The transcript is spliced from 3 exons.
UAACACGACCGUGCAGACAUGUCAUGUUCGGUUGUCGCGUCCGCUGAAAACGAUAAAACGUUACACAUACGUAUAAUAUUAGUAUAAACAAUAUCGUCUUCGUCUUAGGUACCACAGCGGUGCUCAGUGCUCACUAGCCGAAAAGCGUCGUCCGGGCCUCUUCGAAGUACCCGGCAGACGAACCAUGGACAAACGGGCCAAGUUCACCGUCUGCGCCGCCGGCAUAUUCGUGUGCUAUUUCUUCUACGGGAUACUCCAGGAGAAGAUCACACGGGGCACGUACGGCACGCAGGGCGAAAAGUUCACCUACUCGCUGUCGCUGGUGUUCGUGCAGUGCGUGGUCAACUAUGCGUUCGCGAGGCUCGUGCUCAAAGCUUUCCCCGAAGAGAGCCCCGACACGACGAAAUCGGCGUACUACGCCGUCAGCGCGGUCACGUACUUGCUGGCAAUGAUCUUCAGCAACAUGGCGCUGCAAUGGGUCAACUAUCCCACUCAGGUAGUGGCCAAGUCCGGAAAGCCCAUACCGGUCAUGAUUUUGGGUGUGCUGUUGGGACGCAAAUCUUAUCCGUUGAAAAAGUAUCUGUUUGUACUGCUCGUUGUCAUUGGAGUAGCUUUGUUCAUGUUCAAAGACGGCAAGUCUAAUUCGUCACAGGCAGAUUCUUCUCUGUUGGGACUCGGAGAAAUACUGUUAAUAUUGUCAUUGACAAUGGAUGGUGUAACCGGAGCUGUUCAAGAGCGAAUGCGUAGUGAAUCAAAGACAAAAUCUGGGCAUAUGAUGGUCAACAUGAACUUGUGGUCAAUGAUGUUUUUGAGUGUUGCACUUAUUGGCACUGGUCAAAUAUUUGACUUUAUAAGCUUUGUACAGCGUUACCCACAAAUGUUAGUACAACUACUGUUAUUCUCAGCAUUUAGUGCACUUGGGCAAUUCUUUAUAUUUUGGACUGUAAGUGAUUUUGGACCUUUACCAUGCUCAAUUGUAACAACGACGAGAAAAUUCUUUACUGUACUUGCAUCAGUUAUAUUUUUUGGAAAUCCAAUGUUAACUAGACAAUGGAUUGCUACUAUUAUAGUAUUUGUUGGAUUAUUCUUGGAUAGUUUCUAUGGUAAGCAACCUGCCAAAAGUAAAUGAUUUAAACAUUCAUUUAUAAUUGAAAGUAUUGUUUAUAAUAUUUUAUGUGUGAUUGCUUUUGAUAAAAGUAUGUUGGAUUAAUUACAAUAACUUUGUUAUUGCAUUAAUUUUAAUAAAAACAACUCAUUUAUUUUUUGAACUAAGAAUUGAGAAAUAGUUCUGUGAUAUUAUGACAUUAAAUACAAAAAAUUAUAUUUUUUUUUGAGAAAUUAAUGACUCCACUGUCUCAUAUUAAUUAACUAAGACAUUCACCAAAACAUUGUUAUUUUUACCCUCUUCCAAAUCAAGGUUAAGAGUUAAUCUGAAUUAUUUGUUUAAAAUAUUCAAUAUAAAUCCUAUUUUAUUUUUGUUUUAUUUAUUAUUAUAUUAUAUUGUUAUAAUUGUACAUUUUAAAAUAUACAUACUUCAAUUACAGA